Molecule: messenger RNA, 1231 nt
Organism: Cydia fagiglandana
Lineage: Eukaryota; Metazoa; Arthropoda; Insecta; Lepidoptera; Tortricidae
Exons: 4
Coding region: 1-1005 (334 amino acids)
Source: RefSeq, a predicted model, not a curated record
AUGGCUUAUUAUAAUGAAAAUUUUGAUAUACGGAAUUCAACAUUCCAAAAUAUUCCACCGCCACCCCCGCCACCAAGCUUUUACAUGCCCCCUGCAGUCACUGAUGAACAGUUUGUAAAACAAUUUGAGAAAUUGGAUACUAAAGUUUCAAAAAAGGCAGUUUCUAUCACUGAAAUAAGGGAAAAAAUUCGAGCUCUGGUGCUUACUGUGAAUGAAUUAAAAGAAAAGCAAAAAAUACUAGCUGAAAACUUAGACACAUUGUCAGAAGAAGAAUGGAGUUCUAAAGUAAGAGAGAUGAAAGAAAACCAAUUAAAAAUUGAUGAGGUUAUAUCUCUUAUGAAUGAUUUCUGUUUGGAAAAUAUGAGAACGGCCUUGGCCAAGAGAUCCGCUAAACGGUUGAGAUUGAAACGGUUGAAUAAUGAGAGGAAGAAGGAAAAAGAAGAAAGGAAUCAAGAAAGGGAAGAAACGUCUCGGAAAAUAGAUGAGAAUCUGCAGAAAAUUAAGGAUGAGAUCAAAAAAGUUAAACUGGAUGAAGAAGCUAAACUAGCAGCGGACUGCAUUCUCCGAGACACUCUCCGCAAGAAGCAUGAUGCCAGGAAGUCUAUUGUCAAGCUGGAGGCCCUGUUGAGGCUGCGGAAAGCACGCCAAAACACUGCCAAGGGUCGCGGAGAGCAGUGUUCGGAGACUGAUGAGGCGGAGUUUAACAAUAAUAUUGAAAAACUAAUAUCCCUCUGGAAAGGCAAGCUGUCUAACUACGAACUGGAAGAGCAACUGCUGCGUGACCAACUGAAAGAGUCUCUACCAGUCGUCGGUAAAAUGGAGGGUAUUGUGGAGACGCUGAAGAAGUGGAAAGAUAUCAUGUUUGAAGGAGAACCACAGUUUGACUUUAAAGGAGAUGACAUCGGAUUUCUGGCAAUCAGGGCUCAAUGGGACCAGUAUAUGAGCAACGACGGUUCAUCUCUCCCUAUUGGUUGGGUCCUUCCUGAACCUACAGACAAAACCUAAUACUGUUCUACAAACCUUAGAGUACUAUUAAUCUGUUUAGUAGUACUGUAAUCACAAGCGUGAACCAAUCAUUCAUAUCUUAUGGAGUAUCCCAUGAUUUUUUACAAUUAAGUACCCGUGGGUCCCACGGACGCGACAACGGUUCAAUGAAAAUCAGUAUUCUAUUCUCAAUUUAAAACUUCAAGCGCGUUUUUGGCGGGCAAAAUUCCCUCGGACUCAAGGGGUU